AUGAAAGGCUACAUUAUAGCCUUCGACAAGGGAAUUGAUAAUGAGAAAGAGAUGAAAGAGGUUAAGAGCUCCAUUUUGUCACUUGGCGGUCAAAUAGGUAGCGACUUCACGGUGAUCAACGGAUUCUCGUUUACAUUAGAAGAGAAUUCCUUGGGUCAAUUUAUGGAGGAGAAAAAGAAACAUGGUUGGAAGUUUACGUUGGAAGAGGACCGUGAAGUGCAUACAUUUGCUUAG
This is a messenger RNA of Eremothecium sinecaudum, 234 nucleotides long. RefSeq lists its product as uncharacterized. NCBI's taxonomy places the organism in Eukaryota, Fungi, Ascomycota, Saccharomycetes, Saccharomycetales, Saccharomycetaceae. The transcript has a single exon. The coding region runs from base 1 to 234 and encodes 77 amino acids. The record is from RefSeq and is a predicted model, not a curated record.